UGUCAAGAAAAAAUUUCUAUCUGUCAUCCAAUUAACUUUGUGUGUUUCCAUUUUUUUUAAGUCGUGUCCAAUAAGAAUUGAAAAAAUCAAAAAAGUAUUACUUAAAAGAAUUUAAAAAAAAAGAUCUACCAAUCCAAAUUAUUAAAAAAACACAGCUGUUGCACAACUAAUCAGCCAUGGGUAAUACGGAUUCCAAAUUGAAUUUUCGCAAAGCAAUUGUUCAACUGACAACGAAAAAUCAAACCAUUGAUUCAGAUGAUGAUGUAUUCUGGGAUCAAUUCUGGAGUGGCCACACUACGAGCCUUGAAGAUGUAUUUGCUUUGGUAACUGCAAAUGAAAUACGUAACUUACGCACUGAAAAUCCUUCUAACUUGGCCACUCUGUGUUACAAAGCUGUUGAAAAGUUGGCAGCUGCGGUCGAUAGCAGCUGCCGCACUCAGGCUGAGCAACAGUGCGUUCUGAACUGUGUACGCUUGCUCAUUCGAAUUUUACCGUACAUAUUUGAGGAUGGAGAAUGGAAACAUUUCUUUUGGUCUUCAUUACCUGGCUCGAAUGACAACCAAAAAGUCAACAGCGGAGAAACUCCUCUUGCUCAGAGUUUGGUCAAUGCUAUUUGUGAUUUGCUAUUUUGUCCAGAUUUUACUGUCCUUAUUACUAGAAAAUCAGGUCCAGAAAAGGCUGAUGAGUUGGCCAACAUUGAUUCUUGCGAAUAUAUCUGGGAAGCAGGUGUUGGAUUCGCUCAUUCGCCUCCAAAAAAUGCCCAUAUGGAAAGACGGCGCACGGAACUGCUUAAACUAUUAUUGACAUGCUUCAGUGAACCAAUUUAUAAGCUGCCAAACCAAACUGAAGAGCCUAAUAAAUGGAUAGCGUAUUUUACUAGCGCCGACAAUCGUCAUGCGUUGCCGUUGUUUACAUCGUUUCUUAACACAGUGUGUGCGUAUGACCCAGUCGGCUUUGGAGUUCCUUACAAUCAUUUGCUUUUCUUCGACACAACUGAACCUCUGGUGGAAGCAUGUUUACAGAUUUUGAUCGUAACCCUUGAUCAUGAUAUGAUCAUGCAUUCAGGAGGAAACUUUGACGAAGGUUUCGGAGAUAAUUUGUUUAUCAAUUAUUUAUCUAGAGUACAUCGCGAUGAGGAUUUUUUCUUUAUUCUGAAAGGUAUCACAAGGCUCCUCAAUAACCCUCUUGUCCAAAAUUAUCUUCCAAAUUCUACUAAACGUCUACAUUGCCAUCAGGAAUUGCUAAUACUCUUCUGGAAGAUCUGCGACUAUAACAAAAAGUUCCUAUACUUUGUUCUUAAGAGCAGUGACGUGCUAGAUAUUCUAAUACCGAUUCUUUAUCAUUUGAAUUAUUCACGGGCUGAUCAAUCUCGCGUUGGACUUAUGCAUAUUGGUGUCUUUAUUCUUCUGCUUCUUUCUGGCGAAAGGAAUUUUGGAGUUCGGCUAAAUAAACCUUAUACAGCUACAGUACCAAUGGAUAUUCCUGUAUUUACAGGAACUCAUGCUGAUUUGCUCAUCACAGUAUUUCAUAAGAUUAUAGCUACGGGACAUCAAAGGCUCCAGCCUCUUUUCGAUUGUCUGUUGACUAUUCUUGUUAAUGUGUCGCCAUAUUUGAAAACUCUAUCAAUGGUUGCCAGUGUAAAGCUGUUGCAUCUUCUUGAAGCAUUUAGCACUCCUUGGUUUCUAUUGUCAGCGCCAUCUAAUCAUCAUUUGGUGUUUUUUCUUCUUGAAAUAUUCAAUAACAUAAUUCAGUACCAAUUCGAUGGAAACUCAAAUUUGGUUUAUACUAUCAUUAGGAAGAGACAUGUAUUCCAUGCUAUGGCAAAUUUACCCUCCGACAUGACUGGAAUUGCAAAGUGUUUAAGUACGAGAAAGUUUUGUAAAUUCAACCUUCCACCAGUGCCUGAUGCGAUGGUUAAACAAAUUGCGUCUACAAUACCAGUUCUGCAAGAAGAUCCGCUCACAGAAGAAGAGUCUGAAGUUGAAUCGAUUGAUAAUAAAGAUGAAUCGACUAUGGAAGGAUCUCGACCAGCUCUGCCAGCUGAACCAGGAACGCUUAAAACUUCUCUUCUCGAUACACCGGGUAUAAAUCAAAUGACCGAACGAGAAACAGCGCACCCAAGUAGCUCGCCCGAAGGGACCAUUGCAAUUGAAGGAGCAGCAGCAGUGAUUGCUGUUCAAAAAUCACCGUCUGAAUCACGGUCGGACACACCACCUCCCAAAGAACCGAUAUCGAAAUUGUCGAUAGCAACACGUGGUAGUAUUCGCAUGGUACCAUCAACUCAAGAUCGUUGGACCCCGACACCCGAAUGGAUUGUCUCUUGGCGCUCUAAAUUACCAUUGCAGACGAUAAUGAGAUUAUUACAAGUGUUGGUGCCACAAGUUGAGAAGAUCUGCAUCGACAAAGGACUUACAGAUGAAUCCGAAAUUUUAAAGUUUCUUCAACAUGGAACACUGGUCGGUUUGUUACCUGUGCCACAUCCAAUUUUAAUCAGAAAAUAUCAGGCUAAUAGUGGAACUACAGCCUGGUUUAGGACGUACAUUUGGGGUGUCAUUUAUUUAAGAAAUGUCGAACCGGCUAUAUGGUAUGAUACAGAAGUUAAAUUAUUUGAAAUUCAAAGAGUAUAAACUUUAUUUUUUUUAUAAAUUAAUUGUGACUUUAUUCUAAUGUCGAGGAAAAUACAUUCCUUAAGUUAUUUCAAGCAUUUA
Molecule: messenger RNA, 2708 nt
Organism: Episyrphus balteatus (marmalade hoverfly)
Lineage: Eukaryota; Metazoa; Arthropoda; Insecta; Diptera; Syrphidae
Product: protein HID1
Exons: 1
Coding region: 177-2627 (816 amino acids)
Cellular component (GO): membrane; Golgi medial cisterna; Golgi trans cisterna
Source: RefSeq, a predicted model, not a curated record